AAAAAUAUAUGAAUUUGAAGACUAAAAUGUCCAUCUUUAUCUGCUUCAAGUUCUUGUUCUUUCCACUGGUUGUAGUAGGAUUUGAUGACUGCACAACAACCAGGUGCAGUAAAGGUAGCCUGACCAUUCGGUUUCCUUUCAGGAAUAAAUUUCUACAGCCAGAACAUUGUGGCUAUCCAGGUUUCGAUUGUAUUGCCACAAGAGCAAGACUUGCUCGAACUGCCUUUUUCAGUCAAGCUAGAAGUAAAGAAAAUUGAUUAUGCUUCUCAAAAAAUCCAUUUCUAUGAUCUCGAUGGAUGUCUUCCUCCAAAGCUUCUGUAUCUUAAUUUAUUAGCUUCCCCAUUCCAAAUCCCUGAAAAUCUAUUGCACAACUACAACAUGUUCAAUUGUACUGCAGUCGAAAGAGAGAUGGAUUACAAUAAUAUUCCUUGUCUUGGUGUCGUCGGCUAUCAAGUCCACGCCAUUUAUUCUGAUCCAUACUCAGUCGACUAUCUUUUGACUUCAUGUACCAAGAUUCAUGAAAUUUCAUCUGUUCCAUUGUCUAUAUUACGAGAACACUACCUCUAUCUGAAAUGGUCAGAACCAUAUCGUGGCAAAUGUGAAGCUCAAGGAAAUAUUUGCAGCUUAGACACCAAUAAAAAUGGAACUCAGUGUACCAACAAGCCCAAGACACAUAGAAGUGAACCAAGGUGAGAUUUGAUUGUAGGUGAACUUUUCCUUCAUGUCGUUUAAUUUACUUCAGAAAUGUUAUUUUCUAUCUUGUGCUGUUAAGGUUUAUUAUCAAAAGUA
Olea europaea var. sylvestris is the source of this 789-nucleotide messenger RNA. RefSeq lists its product as uncharacterized. The record is from RefSeq and is a predicted model, not a curated record. NCBI's taxonomy places the organism in Eukaryota, Viridiplantae, Streptophyta, Magnoliopsida, Lamiales, Oleaceae. Bases 379 to 693 code for a protein of 104 amino acids. The transcript is spliced from 2 exons.